AUGUCUUCAUCUGUCAUAUUUGACGGCCAAAACCAAGGCCCAAUCAUUCUAGCAGUCUGCUGGGUUUUGGUUCUCGUGCCUGGAUUGGUAUUGGCUUUGCGUAUAUGGUGCAAAACCGCACUGAGUCGAGGGCUUGGAUGGGACGAUUUAGUCGUCGGUCUUGCAUGGGUACUACAACUUGUCUAUACAGUACUCAUAACAAAAGCCGUCCAGCUAGGAGUAAUCGGAAAACAUGUUGAAGCCAUCGAAGAUCCAUCUAUCAUUCCUCCCGCACUGAAACUCGUCUACAUAUCGUUCGUCAUCGUGAUCAUCGGCUGUGUUCUCAGCAAAACUUCCUUCGCCAUAACUCUUUUGAGAAUCGUGACUCAGGUAUGGAUGAAGGUUUUUUUAUGGUUCAUCAUAAUCACCAUGAAUUCAAUCAUGUGGCUUUGUGCGGUCUGUUAUCUAGCUCAGUGCAAACCAGCAGCUGCUCUCUGGAAUACGAAGCUCAUGGCUACAGCUCAAUGCUGGCCAACUUCUAUCUUUGAAAACAUCGCCCUUACUGCUGGAGCCUAUUCAGGAUGUAUGGACUUCAUCCUUGCUCUCCUUCCAUGGGCUGUUAUCUGGAACCUCCAAAUGAAGAAACGAGAAAAGUUCGGCAUUGCCGUCGCAAUGAGUCUCGGUGUCUUUGCUGCUGCCACUGCAUUUGUCAAGACCUCAAAGCUUGUCAAUAUUUCUCAAGUCCAAGAUUUCACCUAUUACUGCUCGAGCAUCAUUAUCUGGGCAUCCGCAGAAACAGGCUUAACAAUAUUUGCUGCAUCUAUCCCAGCCCUCCGAAUCCUCCUCGUCCGCAUGCGAUCUACCUUCGACCGAACAGACGAUCCUGUCUCGGGAAUCUACAGCAUCACUGCCAAAAAUCGCGGAAAGAAUCGAGAUACCCCCAGUACCGACCGAUAUCACUAUUUUGCUGGUGAGCCCAUUACUCUUCUAGACCGGGGCGAUAAUAGUAGCGAGAAAAGCAUCCUAGCCAAAACUGGUGGCAUCAAGCAGACGCAGGAGAUUUCGGUGUCUUAUGAGAGAAACAUUUAUGAGGAGCAUAAUGAAAUGAGGAUGGGUGCUGUUAGUCCAGGUCGUACCUUGUGA
Molecule: messenger RNA, 1122 nt
Organism: Penicillium waksmanii
Lineage: Eukaryota; Fungi; Ascomycota; Eurotiomycetes; Eurotiales; Aspergillaceae
Exons: 4
Coding region: 1-1122 (373 amino acids)
Source: RefSeq, a predicted model, not a curated record